AUGGCAGCCGUCGAUACUCCAUACAUCCAUGAAGGCGGCAUCAAGCCGUACUUCGAACAGCAGAUCCAGGAUACAGAAAUCAAGAUCCAGACCACUACUCAAAACUUGAGGCGUUUGGAAGCUCAACGAAACAAGUUGAACAGCAAGGUGCGUCAGUUAAAGGACGAAUUGAGGCUUCUUCAGGAGCCUGGCUCCUAUGUCGGAGAGGUGGUGAAGGUUAUGGGCUUGAAGAAGGUGUUGGUGAAGAUACAUCCAGAAGGAAAGUACAUUGUGAAUGUCACAAAAGACAUCGAUAUCAAGAAGUUGACGCCCUCAUUGAGGGUUUGUCUUAAAUCUGACUCAUACGACUUGCACAAGAUCUUGCCUAACAAGGUGGAUCCGUUGGUGUCGUUGAUGAUGGUCGAGAAAGUUCCUGACUCUACUUACGACAUGGUAGGAGGCUUGGACAAGCAGAUCAAAGAAAUCAAGGAAGUGAUCGAGUUGCCCGUCAAGCACCCAGAGCUUUUCGAGAGUUUGGGUAUUGCGCAGCCGAAGGGUGUGAUUUUGUAUGGCCCACCGGGCACAGGUAAGACGCUUUUGGCCCGUUCGGUCGCUCACCACACGGACUGCCGGUUCAUCCGAGUGUCAGGUUCCGAGUUGGUGCAGAAGUAUAUCGGAGAGGGUUCUAGAAUGGUUCGUGAGCUUUUCGUUAUGGCUAGAGAGCAUGCUCCAUCCAUUAUCUUCAUGGACGAAAUCGACUCCAUUGGAUCUUCCAGAGUGGAGGGCUCGCUGGGCGGAGACUCCGAGGUGCAGAGAACCAUGUUGGAGCUUCUCAAUCAGUUGGACGGUUUCGAGUCUUCCAAGGAUAUUAAGAUCAUCAUGGCUACCAAUCGGUUGGACAUUUUGGAUCCAGCCUUGUUGAGACCAGGAAGAAUUGACCGUAAGAUCGAGUUCCCUGCGCCAACAGUUACUGCCAGAACCGACAUCUUGAAGAUUCACUCACGGUCGAUGAAUUUGACGCGUGGAAUUAACUUGAGAAAGAUCGCCGAAAAGAUGAACGGAUGCUCGGGUGCUGACGUGAAGGGUGUUUGCACGGAAGCAGGUAUGUACGCAUUGAGAGAAAGGAGAAUCCAUGUGACGCAGGAGGACUUCGAGUUGGCUGUGGCCAAGGUGAUGUCGAAGAACGACGAGGGUGCUGUGUCGUUGGCCAAGCUCUUCAAGUAG
Sungouiella intermedia is the source of this 1203-nucleotide messenger RNA. NCBI's taxonomy places the organism in Eukaryota, Fungi, Ascomycota, Pichiomycetes, Serinales, Metschnikowiaceae. The record is from the annotation of a GenBank genome assembly.